AUUUAAAGCUGCACAUCCAGUAAGGCAGGAUCUCAGCCACGGGAACAUGUUCUACCUUUAUGGGUGUUAAAGAUCUGAGAGAACAUUUACUUUAAUUUCAUUUGGACAGUGUGAGGCUUGGUGUUUGAACUUAACACAGUGGAUGAGAUUUACAGAACCAAGGAAUAAACGGCAAUGGAUCCUUCACUGCAAAGUGAAUCCCCUGCACUCAAGCAGAAAACAUCAGACUCACCCAGCUGUGUGUCCAUGAGGAGUAAUGCAUCAAAGCAACACCAUGAUGAUUUCAAAGGUGACCGCACUUCUGAAGACAGGCAGAAGAGAUUAGACUCAUCAGAGCCCAGCUGUUUAUCCAUAGGGACUGACACUUCAAUGAAUAUGCCAUUACAUUUUAAAAGUGACAGCAAUUCCAAAGACAGGCAGAAAAUAUCAGACUCACCAGAGUACAGCUGUGUGUCACUGAAGAGUGAUGCUUUAAAGCAUGAUGGAAUAAAAUGUGACUGCACUUCUGAGGACAGCAUUAAACUUAAAACAAAGCUGCAGAAGAAGUUUCAACAUCUGCAUGAGGCAAUAACAAAGCAGGGAAACCCAACACUCUUCAAUGAGAUCUACACUGAGCUCUACAUCACAGAAGGUAGAGAGCAUAAUGAUGAAUAUGAGAUCAGACAGAUUGAAACAGCAACUAAGAGAGCAGAAACAGAGGACAGACCAAUCAACUGCAAUGAAAUCUUCAAACCCUUACCAGGACAAAACCAGCUCAUCAGAUCUGUGCUGACUAAAGGAGUCGCUGGCAUUGGAAAAACAGUCUCUGUGCAGAAGCUUAUUCUGGACUGGGCUGAAGGGAAAGCAAAUCAAGACGUCCACCUCAUAUUUCCACUUCCUUUCAGAGAGCUCAAUUUGCUGAAGGACAAAACAUUCAGUCUUAAAGAUCUUCUACAGUUUUUCAUGGACACAAAACAUCUGGAAAUCUCUCCAAAUGAAGAUAAAAUCAUUUUCAUCUUUGAUGGUUUGGAUGAGUGUCGUCUGUCUCUGGAUUUUCAGAACAACGUGAGGUUGUGUGAUGUGACUGAAUCAGCUUCAGUGGACGUGCUGCUGACGAACCUCAUUGCGGGGAAUCUGCUUCCCUCUGCUCUCAUCUGGAUCACCUCCAGACCAGCAGCAGCUGAUCUCAUCCCCUCUGAGUAUGUUGAUCGAGUGACAGAGGUACGAGGCUUCAGUGACCCACAGAAGGAGAAAUACUUCAGGAAGAGAAUCACUGAUCUGAGUCUGGCUGACAGAAUCGUCUCACACCUGAAGUCCUCAAGGAGCCUCUACAUCAUGUGCCACAUCCCAGUGUUCUGCUGGAUCUCAGCCACUGUUCUAGAGAAGAUGUUGAGUGGAGCAGAGACUGGAGAGAUUCCCAAGACUCUCAAUCAAAUGUACACACACUUCCUGAUCCUUCAGACCAACAUCAAACAUGAGAAGGACUAUGUGGAGAAAGUAAACGGUGAAGACAUGAUCCUCAAACUGGGGAAACUGGCUUUUCAAGAGCUUAUGAAACACAACAUGAUCUUCAAUGAAGAAGAUCUGAGAGAGUGUGGCAUUGAUGUGAAAGAAGCAGCUGUGUACUCAGGACUUUGCGCUCAGAUUGGAGAGGAGUUUGGUCUGUGUCAGAGGAAAGUCUACUGCUUUGUUCAUCUAAGCAUUCAGGAACAUCUGGCUGCUCUGUAUGUGCACCAUACCUUCAUAACCCAGAACAUCAAUGUGUUUGUCCAAACGAGUAAAUCAACACGUACACAUGUUCCAAUAUUUGACCUGCAUCAGAAAGCUGUUGAUGAGACCUUAGAAAGUAAAACUGGACUCCUGGGACUAUUUCUUCGCUUCCUUCUGGGCUUCUCACUUGAGUCCAAUCAGACUCUCUUAAAAGUUCUUCUGACCCAGACAGAAAGGAAAAGCCACAAUUUAGAGGAAACAGUCAAUUACAUCAAGAAGAAGAUAGACGAACAUCCAACUCCAGAGAAAUUCAUUAAUCUGUUCCACUGCCUCAAUGAUCUGGGUGACAGUGCACUAGUGGAACAAAUUCAGCGUUAUCUCAAAUGUAGAGAUCAUUGUGAAUUGAAAGCAAAGUGCUGUGCUCCUCUGGCCAUAGCUCUCGCCUCUGAGUAUUCAUGUGUAAAGGAAAUGAAUCUGAAUGGAAAUCAACUACUGGAUGCAGGAGUGAAAUUGCUCUCUGAAGGGCUGGGAAGUUCUCAUUGCACACUAGAGAUACUGAGGCUGAAAAAUUGUGGUGUCACAAAUGAAGGUUGUGCUUCUCUGGCUUUAGCUCUGAGAUCAAACCCCUCACACCUGAAACAUCUGGAUUUGUCAUUUAAUAAACUAGGAGAUAAAGGAGUGACAUGUCUGUCUGAUUCUCUCUGUAGAAUACAGAAACUUAAGCUGAGGGCUUGUGAUAUCACAGAUGAAGGUUGUGCUGCUCUGGCUUCAGCUCUGACAUCAAACCCCUCAUACCUGAGAGAGCUGUAUCUGACUAAAAAUAACAUACAAGAUGUGGGAGUGAAGCUGCUAUCUGAUACUCUAAAGAAUCCUGAGUGUCAGCUGAAGGUUCUGAAGCUAAAGGAGUGUGGUCUCGCAGAUGAAGGUUUUGCUGCUCUGGCUUCAGCUCUGAGAUCAAACCCCUCACACAUGAAAAAGCUGGAUCUGUCAGAAAAUAAACUGGGAGAUUCCGGAAUUAAUUUUCUUGCUAAUGAACCAAAGUAUCCUACUCUCGGACUUGAAGAACUGUGGCUGACUGCUGGUGGUAUCACUCAUGAAGGUUGUGCUGCUUUGGCUUCGGCUCUGACAUCAAACCUCUCACAGCUGAAAGAGCUGAAUCUGUCUAACAACAUCAUAGGAGACUCUGGGCUGAAGCGGUUGUCUGCUGCACUGGACUGUAAACUGAGUGCUGACUGUAAACUAGAGACACUAGGGUUGAAUGAUUGUGGUGUCAGAGAUGAAGGUUGUGCUGCUCUGAUUUCUGCUCUGACAUCAAACCACUCUCACUUACGUAAGCUGUAUCUGUCUGGGAAUGAAAUAGGAGCGUCAACAAUGGAGCAACUCUCAGCUCUUCAGGCUCAUUCCGAUAAUAAGCUGAACAAAGUCAAAUCAUUGGUGUGUUCGUGCAGUGCUAGUUCUGGCUGUGUUUGAUCCUCUCUGGCCUUGUUCCUGUUCUGGAUAUUCCCCGUUGAGGCAGUUUUGGAUUACCUGUUGGAUUCUUGUCAGAGGACUGGCUUGCCCAUUGCAGUCUCUGCACUACCAAGAAAGACUUUGCCAUCUGCACCCACGACGUCUGACUCUUGCUGUCUUUCCUGCUGCUGUUUUUCUUAAUAAACUGAUAUUUGCUGCAUUC
This is a messenger RNA of Ctenopharyngodon idella (grass carp), 3361 nucleotides long. Its product is annotated as NLR family CARD domain-containing protein 3-like. Gene Ontology annotation, molecular function: protein binding. NCBI's taxonomy places the organism in Eukaryota, Metazoa, Chordata, Actinopteri, Cypriniformes, Xenocyprididae. The record is from RefSeq and is a predicted model, not a curated record. Bases 175 to 3159 code for a protein of 994 amino acids. The transcript has 12 exons.